Molecule: messenger RNA, 810 nt
Organism: Colletotrichum godetiae
Lineage: Eukaryota; Fungi; Ascomycota; Sordariomycetes; Glomerellales; Glomerellaceae
Product: thymidylate kinase
Exons: 3
Coding region: 1-810 (269 amino acids)
Biological process (GO): dTDP biosynthetic process; dTTP biosynthetic process; dUDP biosynthetic process
Cellular component (GO): cytosol; cytoplasm; nucleus
Molecular function (GO): dTMP kinase activity; ATP binding; nucleoside diphosphate kinase activity
Source: RefSeq, a predicted model, not a curated record
AUGGCAUCGAUCAAUGACCUCGCAACGGCGGCCAUAGCGACUUCGGCCGCAACCGACGGGCAGCCCGGGGAUGCUCUCCCUGUCACCACGCCGCCGGCGGGUGUCAUUCGCGGCGCCUUUAUUGCCUUUGAAGGUCUUGAUCGGAGCGGCAAGACUACGCAGGUGAAAUUGCUUGAGCAGCGUUUGAUUGAGGAGGGGAAGAAGGUCAAAGUCAUGCGGUUUCCGGACAGAACAACGCCCAUUGGCCAGAUGAUCGAUGCCUAUCUCAAGAGCUCAGUCGAGAUGGAAGACCACGUCAUCCACCUCCUCUUUAGCGCAAACAGAUGGGAAGCAGUAAAAAACAUUCAAAAUCUCCUGGCGUCAGGAUACAUCGUCAUUUGCGACAGGUAUUAUCACUCCGGCAUCGUCUACUCCGCCGCGAAACAGAACCCCCACCUAAACCUCCACUGGGCGCGCCAACCGGAAAUCGGCCUCCCCCGGCCGGACCUCGUCCUGUUUCUCGACCUCGAAGAGGCCGUCGCCAGGGAGCGCGGAGGCUGGGGCGGGGAGGUGUACGAAAAGGCCGAGUUCCAGAAGCGGGUGCGUGAGCUGUUCUGGGGGCUGAGCUUGGGGCGAGUUGGCCCUGAUGGCGGGUUAGGCGAGGAGGGCAGGGUUGACCGGGAGUUCCGGCAGGAGGAGGAGGAUUUGGUUGUGGUUGAUGCUGGGGGGACGCUGGAGGAUGUUGCGGAGGAGAUUUGGAGGAAGAUUGGGCCGAGGGUGGAGGGGGUUGAGAAGGGUGUGGCUGGGAGCACGGUGAGGGUUGUGUCAUGA